AUGAAUAAAGUAGAAUCACUAUCACCUAAACCAUUUCUAUAUGAAUUAAAAGGAAAGAAGGUUGCUGUUCGUCUAAAGUGGGGUGGUAUGGAAUAUCGUGGAAUUCUUGCAUCUGUCGACAACUAUAUGAAUUUACAAUUGGCCGCUACUGAAGAAUGGAUUGAUGGUGCUAUUAUAGAUACUUUGGGUGAAGUUUUAAUUAGAUGUAAUAAUGUUUUAUAUGUUAGAGGUGUGGAACAGGAUGCAAUGGAACAAUAA
This is a messenger RNA of Heterostelium album PN500, 258 nucleotides long. It is a transcript of the gene snrpF, whose product is annotated as small nuclear ribonucleoprotein F. Gene Ontology annotation, biological process: spliceosomal snRNP assembly; mRNA splicing, via spliceosome. Lineage: Eukaryota; Evosea; Eumycetozoa; Acytosteliales; Acytosteliaceae. Gene Ontology annotation, molecular function: RNA binding. Gene Ontology annotation, cellular component: U1 snRNP; catalytic step 2 spliceosome. The record is from RefSeq and is a predicted model, not a curated record. Bases 1 to 258 code for a protein of 85 amino acids. The transcript is spliced from 4 exons.